Messenger RNA from Polypterus senegalus (gray bichir), 1169 nucleotides. RefSeq lists its product as uncharacterized. Gene Ontology annotation, molecular function: transcription coregulator activity. Gene Ontology annotation, cellular component: mediator complex. The coding region runs from base 156 to 716 and encodes 186 amino acids. The transcript is spliced from 6 exons. Lineage: Eukaryota; Metazoa; Chordata; Cladistia; Polypteriformes; Polypteridae. Gene Ontology annotation, biological process: positive regulation of DNA-templated transcription. The record is from RefSeq and is a predicted model, not a curated record.
GGGAGGUAAGCACAAAUGGAGUGGCGGUUAUGUUUGGCUUAGAGCUGCAGUAUUGUACAGCGCAACUGUGCACUGUUGAUUUCUUUAAAAGACUACAGAUCCCCACGGAAGCCUAACUAUACAUGGGAGCAACUGUUAUCUCCAUAUAGAAGGCAAUGUCAGCUCUGCCUGCAACAGGACCCUGUUUGUCAGGACUGUCUCCUCAGUCUCAGUCUAGUCUAACUGCACAAACUAAUCCUGGAUCAACUCAGCUUCCUCCUCCUCCGCAGGGUGUUCUGCGUGAGAUUCCCCCCGCCAUCCUGUGUAAGAUUGGCCAAGAAACUGUACAGGAUAUUGUUUCUCGCACUAUGGAAAUAUUUCAUUUAUUGAGAAGUAUUCAGCUUCCAAAUGGUGUGACACAGAGCCAAGCAGUUUAUCAGGAUCGGUUCUGUAAACUGCAGGAGCACUUGCGCCAGCUUACUUUGCUUUUUCGCAAACUGCGUUUGCUGUAUGAGAAAUGUGCCGAGAUGACCUCAGACCUUGACAAGUUGCCUACAGAGAUGGUUCCCUAUAUAAACGAAGACAAUCAAGAUGAAAUCAGUACAUUUCAAGGAAGUCGUGAGAGCCAGGAGAUUCUAGAAAAGGUGAAACAGAAGAAUGAAGGAAUGAAGGUGCUUAUGGAUCAAAUGCGCCAGUUACUUUGGGAUAUUAAUUCUAUGCUUACCCUUAGAAAGUGACCCCUUCCAUUCAUUGGGCAUUGUCUAAACAAGCUAUGAAGCUACAAAUUGUAGAACUAUGAACUGUUCUUAAAAAACAUUGUUGAAUGAAGCUGACAUUUGACAUGGUACACAAAUGUCAUAGCUAUACUUGGUCAGACCUUUUAGAUAAUUUACACUGUGUGCUGACUUGAAAGUUAUGACUUAUUGGGACAUUUGGCUUAAACACACAACCCCUCCAUCUUGACUACCUCAAUGCAGUUUUACACUUGAUCUAAACUUUUUUUAAAGAAAGGUUAAAAUACACUGUCAGUUUUCUUAAAAGCAUAAGUGGUAUAUUAUGUAGAAGGUUGCGUAAGUUGAAAUCUUUGGCCUACAUUGGAUGUUUCUAUCCAGCUUCAGACUUUCUGUAUUUUUUUUUUUUAUUUUUUUUUUAUAUAGAGCUUGAUAGGUAUGUGUUUUUGUAAAAAAAAA